Messenger RNA from Schistocerca piceifrons (Central American locust), 1149 nucleotides. RefSeq lists its product as uncharacterized. The record is from RefSeq and is a predicted model, not a curated record. Gene Ontology annotation, molecular function: protein binding. NCBI's taxonomy places the organism in Eukaryota, Metazoa, Arthropoda, Insecta, Orthoptera, Acrididae. Bases 180 to 1034 code for a protein of 284 amino acids. The transcript is spliced from 9 exons.
GGCCGUCUCUCAACAGAGCGCGGCUCGGGUUGCCACAGGCCACAGACUCGCCGCAAGCCGGAGCGGCUGCCUGCGCACUCAGCUGCUCUGCGGUCACACUGGAAGCAGCGGCGUGGGGCGGUUUUUGUCUCGCAGCUCGUGGUGCACGCAUCGUGGACACGGAAAGACUUACAGAGGAGAUGAUCCAGCAGGCAGUCCCACCUUCCACCGUUGAGCCUCACAGGAUGACUACUCCAAAGAUGACCCAGCAGCCAGUCUCAUCCUCCACCGUUGAGCCUCAGCAGAUGACUACUCCAAAGAUGAUCCAGCAGCCAGUCCCACCUUCCACUGUUGAGCCUCACAGGAUGACUACUCCAAAGAUGAUCCAGCAGCCAGUUCCACCUUCCACUGUUGAGCCUCACAGGAUGACUACUCCAAAGAUGACCCAGCAGCCAGUCUCAUCCUUGACUGUUGAGCCUCACAGGAUGACUACUCCAAAGGUGGUAAAGGGGCAAAAUGAUCUGCCGGCUGUGUUCAACAAAACCAUCAUAUUUGGAGUCUCCGUGGCAGUUGUGUGUAUUAUGGCGGUGGUGAUGUACUAUGUUUUCUGCAGGAUGAGGACAGCUGGGUACAGAGAGCAGGAUUCCAGCCCCGAAAGCGGUAUAAGGCUGCAGCCUGUCCCCACUAGGUCCACAGAAAGGAGUACAAGGUCUCUUGCAGCAUCAACAAGCCCAGAGGGUGACCCUGCAAAAGAUGGGGAGAAGAAGACUCGCUCCUACACGCGGGGUACCCCUCAGACUGUAAUCAUAACGAAGCAGGAGGGCCAGAAGAUUGGGUUGUCCAUUGUAGGUGGCAGUGAUUCCCCAAGAGGUCCGGAAUUCUUUGUUAAGGCUCUAGAUCCUCACGGACUAGCUGCAGCCUCUGGGUACAUAAAGAAAAAUGACAAAAUCAUUAGUAUUAACAGAAAACUACUAUGUGGACUUACACAUAAACAAGCCAUAGAUGCUUUCAACACCUUUAUUAGUGGAAGAAUGCUGAUUGAGAUUCAACAAUAAACACAGGAAGAUGGACGACCACGACUCAAAUCCAGUGUAUGAAUCCAGGAAGAACUAUAACAAUUCAUAAUAUUGCAAAGGCAUAUCCAUUAGCAUUUACCUCAAAGAAUAUAGU